CGCGCGGGGCUUCAGGUGAGAUCCAGGACCCUGCGCCGGGGUGGCGGUGUCGGGCGGGCUGAGGCCGCGUGUCCCGGGUUGCAGGUCCCCGCGCGUUGUGUCCGCCCCGGCCUGCGGCGGGGACGCCUGAGCUGGGCUGACCAUGCCCUGCCGGCCCGCAGAAAAGCAGGCCGGACGCCGCCUGUCUCCAGCCCUCUCUCUGCUCGGGGGUCCAGGGCCAGAGGGGGCGGCGCUGGUCGUUGGGACUCGGCCCAGCCGCCGCGGCCAGCAAGUGACCAACGCCCGAGUCCUUCCCGGCUGCUGCCCCAUUGGAAGAUUACUCCCCAGGCUUCCCUUGCCCCAAGCAGUGAGCUGACUGGAAUGGUACCCCGGGAGGCCCCUGAGUCUGCUCAGUGCCUGUGCCCUUCCCUCACCAUCCCAAAUGCCAAGGAUGUGCUUCGGAAGAGGCACAAGAGAAGGAGCCGACAGCACCAGCGGUUCAUGGCCCGCAAGGCGUUGCUGCAGGAGCAGGGGCUGCUGAGCAUGCCUCCAGAACCAGGGUCCUCCCCACUGCCCACCCCUUUCGGGGCAGCGACAGCAACUGAAGCUGCCAGCAGUGGGAAGCAGUGUCCGAGGGCUGGAUCUGGCGGUGCUCCAUGCAGCAGAAGGCCUGCUCCCGGGAAAGCCUCAGGGCCCUUGCCCAGCAAGUGUGUGGCUAUCGACUGUGAGAUGGUGGGCACGGGACCCCGAGGGCGGGUGAGCGAGCUGGCCCGCUGUUCCAUUGUGAGCUACCAUGGCGAUGUCCUCUAUGACAAGUACAUCAGGCCCGAGAUGCCCAUCGUUGACUACCGUACUCGCUGGAGCGGCAUCACUCGGCAGCACAUGUGCAAGGCUAUCCCCUUCCAGGUGGCCCAGAAAGAGAUCCUUAAGCUCCUGAAGGGCAAGGUGGUGGUGGGGCAUGCGCUGCACAACGACUUCCAGGCGCUCAAGUAUGUCCACCCUCGGAGCCAGACCCGGGAUACCACCUAUGUCCCAAACUUCCUCAGCGAGCCCAGCCUCCACAUCCGGGCCCGGGUCUCUCUAAAGGACCUGGCCCUGCAGCUGCUGCACAAGAAGAUCCAGGUGGGCCAGCAUGGGCACUCAUCAGUAGAAGAUGCCACGACAGCCAUGGAGCUCUACCGGCUGGUGGAGGUACAGUGGGAACAGCAGGAGGCCCGCAGCCUCUGGACCUGCCCCGAGGACAGAGAACCUGACAGCAGCACAGACAUGGAACAGUACAUGGAGGACCAGUACUGGCCCGAUGACCUGGCCCACGGCAGCAGAGGAGGAGCCCGGGAGGCACAGGACAGAAGGAAUUGAGAAGGGGGCGGGGCUCCCUGGCUGGGCUUCCGGUGUGGCCGGUAGGAAGUGGGGGCCAGGAGAGCAGCGGGCACUCCUUCCUGGGCAGGGUGGGGCAGGAUGCAGCGAGCCAGCCCCAGGGUCAGAGGAGUUGGGGUCAUCUGUUAAAUUGACACCCUCUGCUCACAGCAUAGCCCUCUCUCUCUCCAGGGCUGUUGGUUCUUUCUCCUGACUCCUGUGGUUUUGCUAAUGGCACUUUACAGACAGACUCCAUGGAGAUGUCAGGUGGACCAUCUUCUAGGGCCCAGCAGGAGUAGGGAAUGUGCCAACAGACUGCCCAGGUUGUCGUGGCCUUCCCCACCCCCCAGAUCUCCUGAGUCAUCAUGCUGUGCUAACGAAAGGGAUCAUAUCCUCUCUGGGGAUGGUGGGUGGGGGUGUCAAUAUCCUGGAGCUCCCUUACCCCAACUCAAUGACUUGCGGUAAAGUUCUCUUCCUUUUAUUGCCUACCUCUUCCUCCACUCAUUUGGGUUCAGAAUAAACAUGCCCUGAAGUUAAAGAGGAGUUAAGUCCUGAAGGAGGCAUUUCUUCCCCACCUCCCUGACCUGGAACUCUGGCUGCAGCCGUUGUAGGAACUCCGCGCUCCGUCUGGCCUGUCAGCUCCCUGCUAGGCUACAGUGGAAUAGCAGAGCCCACAGGCUUCUCGUGGGGAGUUGGCUCCUUAACAUGCUUGGCAACAGAAAGCCCCAGGCACAGCUAGGGAGGAGGGAAGGCAGGUAAGCUUUGGACAAGAACUGGCAUAUUGAUUUUGACCCAAAUCAGGGAUUUCCCCAGUCCACCCAGUACUGGGCUCUUAAGCAAAAGUCUGAGAAACAAGACAGUGGUUUGAAUUCUGGGGCCUUUGUGUAGAAUUGUGCCUGACCUUUAUUUAUUUAUUAAGAGCAGGGCCACUUGUCUAGGGGAGUGGAGUCCGCGUGUCUCCUGGGGCUGGGGCAGGGCAUUGGCAGUUAUGCAGUGGCCCUGUACCUGGUCUGGUGCCCCCUCAGCUCUUUGACAAUCACUGUGGCUGUUGGGUUUUCUCCUAUUUCUAAAAAUAUUCUCUUUCCUAAGUGACAGUUUUGAAGUAUUGGGUAACCAAGAGCUCAGGUCACACAGAUCUUGGAGCCCCAUCUUUGCUUGCAGCUUAGCUUUGAGAUACUAAGCAAGCGAGGGACUUUACUCUUGAGCCUGUUUUGUCCUCAUCUGUAAAAUGGGGAUAGUGGUACGGCCUACCUCAUAGGGUUGUAAUGAGCACUAAAUGUGAAGUGUUGGGGAUAGUGGUACGGCCUACCUCAUAGGGUUGUAAUGAGCACUAAAUGUGAAGUGUUGGGGAUAGUGGUACGGCCUACCUCAUAGGGUUGUAAUGAGCACUAAAUGUGAAGUGUUGGGGAUAGUGGUACGGCCUACCUCAUAGGGUUGUAAUGAGCACUAAAUGUGAAGUGUUGGGGAUAGUGGUACGGCCUACCUCAUAGGGUUGUAAUGAGCACUAAAUGUGAAGUGUUGGGGAUAGUGGUACGGCCUACCUCAUAGGGUUGUAAUGAGCACUAAAUGUGAAGUGUUGGGGAUAGUGGUACGGCCUACCUCAUAGGGUUGUAAUGAGCACUAAAUGUGAAGUGUUUGGCACAGUGCCUGGCACAUGGUGAGCCACAGCUACUGUGAGUUUCUGUUUAUCCCUUUUUUUUUUUUACGCCCAAAAAGGGGCCACAACAUUGUUUAUUCUUUGAGGAUUUGUUGUAACUUCUUCAGGAUAACACCUGAGUCCCCAGGCUGAGCAGCUGUGGCCCAGACAGAACUGCUCUGGCUUGGCUGUUCCAGCAGGUGGGGCGCUGGCCUCGGUGAGGGCACAGCAGCAAGGUUUACGGAUAUCCGUGUGUCUUGUCUGUGGCCACCAGGCACAGGUUUGGCUUCCGGUCAGUGUCCCGACACUGUGCGGGAGGUGACAACAGAGCAAAGCAGCACAGGGGUCACGGAGGUAAAGACACUGCUGAAAUCACACUACCCCACCCUCAGCUGAAGCCCCACGUUCCACAAACUUGGGGUCAUAGAUUGUCCAGUGACUGGCUCCCUCCCUGUCAGCACAGCACAGAGGAAGGGGCUGACUGAAUCUUUUACCACUUCUGGCCUGGCUCCAGAACUUUGUUCUAGAUUCCUUAAAAGUCCGUAGCUGAUGUCAAACUCAGUUGAGCAGUAGCUUUGAUCCCUUGGUCUGGGGGUUGAAGGAAGACGGCGCUGUUAUCAGCGGGGAAAUGUACUAUUUAAGAUCAGCUUUGUUGUAAAACCAUUUGUUCUAGAAUAAAACUCAAUUGGAAAAGUG
Molecule: messenger RNA, 3667 nt
Organism: Pongo pygmaeus (Bornean orangutan)
Lineage: Eukaryota; Metazoa; Chordata; Mammalia; Primates; Hominidae
Gene: AEN
Product: apoptosis enhancing nuclease
Exons: 4
Coding region: 361-1338 (325 amino acids)
Biological process (GO): intrinsic apoptotic signaling pathway in response to DNA damage by p53 class mediator
Cellular component (GO): nucleus
Molecular function (GO): exonuclease activity; nucleic acid binding
Source: RefSeq, a predicted model, not a curated record